Messenger RNA from Aaosphaeria arxii CBS 175.79, 994 nucleotides. RefSeq lists its product as uncharacterized. NCBI's taxonomy places the organism in Eukaryota, Fungi, Ascomycota, Dothideomycetes, Pleosporales. The record is from RefSeq and is a predicted model, not a curated record. Bases 214 to 711 code for a protein of 165 amino acids. The transcript has a single exon.
CUAUAAUGCGACACGGUGAAUACCGACUAGUAGGAGGAGGAGUAGCAGAGGAGGCCGCUGCCCUAAGGUAGGGGAGAGGGGAUAACAACGUAGGUAGACACAGGCAUAAAGACGACUAUAGACACAAACACAUACAGAGAGAGACACGAGAUCCAAGUCCCUUGUCUUAGGCUUAGGGGCGAAGACAGAGAGGCUCUGUGGCUCUACACAGUAAUGAGAGCAGAAAGUGGAAGGGCGGUUGAGCCAGUGUGGUUGAAAGCAGUUGGUGAGGGCCUUCAAGGGGACAGAAGAGGGGAGGGGAAGGGCAGUCAACCAACCUGUGUGCUCCUACGGCAGAUGACCACGACCGCCCAAGCAAAAUGCUGUGUCCAUGGUAUUAGGGGAAGGAUGGAUCCAACUUCAAAACGUCAAGCGUCAGAGUGUGUAGGUGGGAGGGAAGGUUUGCUACUGUGUGUCCACUACUCUUCACUGUGUAGUCUGAGGACGAAGAGGGAAAUUCUCUCCUUGCCCGAUCGCUGGCUCACCCACACUCACACUCACACCCACCAAAGUGACCGAACCACGACCACAUGCAACCAACUCGGCCUACCAACCAACCGAGCCAGGCCCAGCCCAACCCAACCAUCUCUCUACCGUCUACCCUACCGUCGACCUCGACGCGGGUACCCAAUGAUCUACCGCCUAAACCCAACUCACUCACCAAAACAGUAGGACGCGACUGCUGAGGAAAACAAUACUGACUGACAGACAGACAGGCAGACCAAAACAAUAACACAACGAGGCCACGCGCACGCGCACAACCUGACCUGAUCUGAUCUGCCUCGCCCGGCCUGCCCUGCCCUGCCCUGCCCUGCCCUGCCCUGCCCUGCCUGCCCUCCUUCCCUCCCUCCCCUGGCAUAACCGCCGACAGCCCGCCGCCGCCCACUUACGUACUCACCCACUUUGGCUCGCUGCCUCUCCUCUGCCUCUCCCUCCUCCCCGUCUCCCCCUCGUC